UUGCGCAUGCGCACUGUGGGCUGUAGGUGGCGCAUGCGCAGUUACAAAUCUCCAGAAGCAGCAGCGGCGGUGGUUCGGCUCCUCGGUCCAGUCGUCCACGCAUCUAUCUUUAUUCCCUUUUCUUAAAUUAGCCCCUUUAAGCUUCGCGAUACCGCCCCCAAUUUCAGCGUCGGUACGGAGCCGUCAGGCCGGGACAGAGACGGAGAGAGAGGCCUCGGCCAUGGAAGCCCUCGGACCCGGCCCACCAGCCCCUCCCUCUCUGUUUCAGCCUCCGCGGCGUCCCGGCCUCGGCACGGUGGGGAAACCCAUCCGGCUCCUUGCCAACCACUUCCAGGUGCAGAUUCCCAAGAUUGAUGUCUAUCACUAUGAUAUCGACAUCAAGCCUGAGAAACGGCCUCGGAGGGUCAACAGGGAGGUGGUGGACACAAUGGUGCGGCACUUCAAGAUGCAGAUCUUUGGAGACCGGCAGCCUGGAUACGAUGGGAAGAGGAACAUGUACACAGCACAUCCACUGCCAAUAGGAAGAGACAGGGUUGGUAUCUUAAACACGUGAACCCUCCCCUUGUGUCCCAAACACAGACUAAUUCAUGUGAGGGAGAGAAAUCUGUCGGCUCGGAGGA
Molecule: messenger RNA, 620 nt
Organism: Paralichthys olivaceus (Japanese flounder)
Lineage: Eukaryota; Metazoa; Chordata; Actinopteri; Pleuronectiformes; Paralichthyidae
Source: RefSeq, a predicted model, not a curated record